This is a messenger RNA of Carassius gibelio (silver crucian carp), 1533 nucleotides long. It is a transcript of the gene hsf5, whose product is annotated as heat shock transcription factor family member 5. The record is from RefSeq and is a predicted model, not a curated record. Lineage: Eukaryota; Metazoa; Chordata; Actinopteri; Cypriniformes; Cyprinidae. The transcript has 5 exons. Gene Ontology annotation, molecular function: DNA-binding transcription factor activity; sequence-specific DNA binding. Gene Ontology annotation, biological process: regulation of DNA-templated transcription. The coding region runs from base 1 to 1302 and encodes 433 amino acids.
AUGGAUGUGGAGUUAGACAGGUCUCUUCUCAGAGUCCAUGUAAACUACAAUAACUUUCCGGCUAAGUUGUGGCGUUUGAUAAACGAUCCCCAAAAUGACUCGGUCUUCUGGAGCCCCAAUGGAGAGAGCGUGAUGGUGGACCAGCAGCGGUUCGAGGACGAGCUGCUGUCACCGGUCAAACAAGACGCUAAACUGUUCAAGACCUCCAACUUCACCAGCUUCAUCCGCCAGCUCAACCUCUACGGCUUCCGGAAGGUUUACGACCGGUCCUUCAAGGACAGGCGACGAAACCUGCACCACUUCCACAGUCCCUUCUUCAAACAGGGUCAGCCAGAGCUUCUGGUCCACAUGAAGAGGCUGACCAUCAGUAACAAGGCCAAGAUGCAGGCCGGAGAGGAGGUGACCUGUCGCCCCCCGCGCCGAAACCAUCAGCAGUCUCAACACAACACUACUGAUGCAAAGAGAGGCCACACCCAAGUCUCUGGGCACUUUGGUUCUGUGUCCCAUCAUCAGCAGAUGGGGUCGGACCGAAGCCCAAUCCCUCCGCGCUCCUGGAUCGUUCCUUACAGUGAUGUGCCUCCCUUCUACUCUAACAAAGGCAUCCCUGUUUCUGUCAUCCGCCUGAAUCCGUACAACACUCCUCACAGGAUCCAGUCCGGCCCUGGUCCUCUGUUUCCACAGGAGCCUAAAUAUAUUCCUCAUCAGCUGUCCUAUCCUCCUGGAUUUUACUCGCCAGUCUGUCAGUGUUGCACUGCUGGUUUUAUUGAAGCAGAUCAAGCAGGUGCAGAUCAAACAGCUCUACCAUAUUCACAUUAUGCUUAUUACCAGCAAAACUAUUCAGUGAGCCACCAUCCCAACAGCAUCCAAACAGCAAACUGGCCUGCACACCUUACACCUGAGUCUCAGCGGGGCGACGUGAACCUCGACAGGGUGUUCCAGAUGGUGGAUGAGUUCCAGGACUUGCCAAACGUCCACGUAGUCCGAGUGGGCUCCCCUGUGAACGGCCAGCACACCUCCAGCCCGUCUCUCUAUACUCUACCUGCUGCCUCUAAACCUGAACCUGCCAGUCCUCAGACUGUGAGAGACCAGCGUCCCAGUGUGGGAGCUCAGUACAUCAAACUGGAGUCUGAGGGACAUGAUGCUGAGAAGCAAGGAGCCAGCCAACUCAAAGAAGAUGACUCAGCAUCCCUGGAGACCUCAGAAAAGGUCAAAAGACGCUGGUAUCGUCUUAGUUGUUCUAUAAGUGUAUGUUGUUUUACCGUACCAAAAAAUACAGUAUCACAAACUAUAAAGACUACUUAAAUUAAAACGCUAUAACUCUGUAAUACUCUGUAAUCAGGCUUCUACAGAUCAGAAAGGGAGUCAGGAAAGCUUUAUAUACUGACAGCAGAGCAAGACUCUACAGCUAUUCUAGGUAGGACAGUUUCAGAUUAUAUCACACCCUUGAAUGAGGAUUUUGCAUAAUUAUUCAACUUUUUAUGACUUUAUGGUUGUUAUGAUCCACAGAUGACUGACAGGAUUCAUCAGCAUAUG